This is a messenger RNA of Monopterus albus (swamp eel), 4303 nucleotides long. Its product is annotated as adenosine receptor A1-like. The record is from RefSeq and is a predicted model, not a curated record. The transcript is spliced from 3 exons. Gene Ontology annotation, biological process: G protein-coupled adenosine receptor signaling pathway. Gene Ontology annotation, molecular function: G protein-coupled adenosine receptor activity. Bases 497 to 1516 code for a protein of 339 amino acids. Lineage: Eukaryota; Metazoa; Chordata; Actinopteri; Synbranchiformes; Synbranchidae. Gene Ontology annotation, cellular component: plasma membrane; dendrite; synapse.
AACGGGGAAAUGGACAGUCGCUUGUCUUGGCCAACUAUGUCCAGAUGGAAUCAUAAAGCCUGCGCAGUUGUCAAAAUGAUUCGGACUUCUACGGAAACUGACACUGGGACUUAUGCUGUUUAUAUUUGACACGUGACUGACAUCGAGGAAAGCGGCAUUGUUGAAAGCCGAAUCCGCGCCUUGGGAACCUGGCUGUGACUCAUUCAGUAACCGGGCUCCGUCCUGUCCGCCCACAGGACUGCGGGGGCCACUUCAUUCUUAAAGUCGUCCUUUGGGAACGGUGACCAAGUUCUGGGUCAGGUGCGCAGAUGUCCUGGACUAGACUAUAAAAUAAUUCCGAGCAUCAGACACUAUACCUCUACAUCUGCGGGGCAUAAAACAUGCGACUCCUAAGUCAGGGUGUCUCCAUCGGUGCCCAAAAACUCCAACAGGGAACUCCUUCGACGUGUUUCGGCUGUUUCUCCGUUGAGCGCACACCUAUCCAGCAUUGGUGAUCAUGACUUCGGGUCUGCCUCCGUCUAAAACCCUGUACAUCUGCAUGGAGGUGGUGAUCGCCUUGUCCUCGGUCAUCGGGAACGUGAUGGUGGUCUGGGCUGUGCGUAUUAACCGGUCUCUGAGAGACACCACGUUUUGUUUCAUCGUCUCCCUGGCCUUGGCUGACAUUGCGGUCGGGGCUCUUGUCAUCCCCCUCGCCAUAACCAUCAGCAUCGGACUCCAGACGCACUUCUACAGUUGCUUGAUGGUCGCCUGCACAGUGCUCGUCCUCACGCAAAGUUCGAUCCUGGCACUGCUGGCCAUCGCCAUCGAUCGCUAUCUGAGAGUCAAAAUACCCAUGAGCUACAGGCGGGUGGUGACCCCUUGGCGAGCUGGCACGGCUGUGUUGUUGUGUUGGUCGGUGUCCAUAAUAGUGGGCCUCACGCCCAUGUUGGGCUGGAAUAACCUGCAGCGUCUCCGUGACAAUGGCUCCUUGAUCACUGAUGACCUUUUGGUGACCUGUGAGUUUGAGACAGUCAUAAGCAUGGACUAUAUGGUCUACUUCAACUUCUUUGGCUGGGUGCUUCCCCCUCUGUUACUCAUGCUGGCCAUCUAUGCUGAGAUUUUCUACAUGAUCCACAAGCAACUCAACAAAAAGGUGUCAGCAAGCCACACAGACCCAAGACGUUACUUUGGCAAAGAACUCAAGCUAGCCAAGUCGCUUGCCUUUGUUCUUUUCCUCUUUGCAAUCAGCUGGCUUCCUCUUCACAUUGUCAACUGCAUCACCCUCUUCUGCCCUGACUGCAACAAACCAGUGAUCCUCAUUUACAUUGCCAUCAUCCUUACCCAUGGCAACUCUGCCGUCAAUCCCAUCGUUUACGCUUUCCGCAUCAAGAAAUUCCGCACAGCGUUCCGUAAAAUCUGGAAACAAUACGUGCUUUGUCGAGAUUCUGUUGGUCAGCUUCCUCGAAGAGGGAGCCAGCGAGGACAGAUUCAUGAGAGGAGGCUGAGGCAGACUGAUGAUGAUGAUGAUGAUGUGUGACUUUUGGCAAGUAAUUGGAUUGGAAUUGAAAAGUUUUACCUCAGCGGUUCACAGAAUGGAACAGACUCUGGCUUUAUUUUUAUGAUUGGGGGAUUAAUGGUCAAAAUGACCUUAAUGGCAUUGAAGGAUGUCAGAGGAACGAAACAGGCUAAGGAAUUCUGCUGUGGACUUGACUGAUCUCCUCCAUCCAACAUGUUUAAGAGAUAGGAUGACAAAUCAGCAGGAGGACAACAUCCACAUCCUAAAUCAGACUUUGAUUUAGAUGAGUUUUAUUGUUUUUCCACUGGCUGACAAAAUGAUGAUGAUGUCGUAUGGGAUAAGGGGCUUCUCAUCAGUUUCAACACCAACCUCUUGAACUUGAAUCAGUGUAUAUUUGUAGCACAUGCCAUAUUAUAAAAGUGUAUAGUGUAAGCUGAUCUGAAUUCAACCUCAUGGCCUUUUUCAUGUGAGUAAUCUCAAAUCGUUAAGUAUCUCAUGAGCUAUAUUUACAUGCUUUGUCCUGUGGCCUUACAGAGAGAAAGUAAAGUACUAAGGAAAAAUGUAGCAUUGUGCUAGUAGGAAGUGGGAAUCUGGUAAACAAGCGUUGGGCACUUGGUAUUAAAAACCAGGAUUUUUGGUGAGAUGACAUGUUAAUGGAAAAGUUGCUCCUCAGACUCAUGGUCUUUAAAGAUAUAUGGUGUAUUAGGAUGUGUGACGGUUAUGUGUUUUGACAUUUCUGAGACCGUUUUACUGACAGAAUACUGGUUAAUAGUUGUAGCAUUCAUUCUAUUUGUGGACAUGGACAAUGGUAAAAACCUUGCAGCCACCUAUAGUAACUAUGUAACUCUGUAGUUAAAUCAGUGUUGCUGAAUGGAAGACUGUGAAUGGAGUGUUGGAGCUCCUGGAUCUGCUUCAUUUGAUCUUGGUGAUCUUUAAACCCUGUAAUGUACCUCUACUGUACAUGUCGGCAGGCCCUUUGCACUACUUACAGGUGUUUUCACAAUCAACUUUUCAAACAUUUUCUCCUGAUUCUUUAGGAUGAGGCCAGCAUAGAAGCAGCACCUUCUCUCUUUCACUUUUGUUAGCCAGAAAACGUAAACUAACCAUUAAAAUGAGUGAGAUUUGAAAUUAAAACAUGUUGAGAUAAAGUAGGACUGCUGACACUAAUAAACUGCACUAUAUGUAAGUAAUGUAUGCAUAAAUGUUAACUGGAGGUACUGUAUACAAAUGACCUAACUGAGCAAAUAGCUGUAUAUCUCUGACGUAUCCUCUUACAGCUGUUGAUUGAAUGAGCAGAUUGGGGAAUCCGUCCUCCAAGCAUCUCAUCAGAUUUUUUUUUCAAGACAAUAACAAAUGGAAACAAGGAUAGUAAGCAAAAAAUGUCACAGCAUAAUAUGAGCCCUGGUUUAAAUUUAUAUUGGUUUAUGUGCAAGCAGGUAGAAGCAUCAAAAUCCAUUUGGUGCGUCAUGACAGAAAUAACGUCACUUUCUCACUCUGUUUCUGUGUAACGAAUCUAAGGCCACUGGUGGUGGGAGGCUGAGUCUUCUGUAUAGACAUUGGGCUUCUGUCACUCAGCGGAGAGUGGGCUCAUGGAUGAAAAAAUGAAGGUGUAGGAGUCCAGGAAUGAGGGUGAGACAGGGUUUACAAGUGAACCAGAGUGUGAAAGAACUCAUGAAGAGUCUUUAUGUCUUCAGAGGUCAACAACAAGGCCACACUGGUGCUCUCCCAUCAACAAAACAGGCCUGUUAAUCUGACCUCCUACUGCAGCACUGUGUUACAAAACAUACAAUACACACACCUCACACACUGUAUGUUUUCAUCAGACAAGUAUAAUCAAGUGUAUUGCAAUUGUGUUUAUAAUGCUGUCCUUGAAAUAAUGUUCCAUGUGAUUCUUUUCUCAUUUUGUGCUCAUGUGAAAGCUUUUAAAGCCACCAUGUGUAGAAUUAUCAUAUUGCAAAUCACAGUGAGGGAAAAUCACUGGGUUGCACCAAUAUUUGCAUGUGAGAGUGGGGACGGAGGGAUUACAGUCUAAAACAAUGGACAUCCUGAUAACUGCCCGAAGUGAAGCUACAUUGACAUGAUCGCCGCUGAUGUAUUUUGGUUGAUUUGACAGCUUUAGUUGGCAGAUUGAUGCUGUCACUCCACUUCUGGUUGCUACUGUGCAGAAUUUGGUUGCAAAAAAGCAAGAUGGCAGCUGCAUUAUUCCUAAUAUUUUGACCUCACGUUUGCAUAGUGGUAGGAAGUGGGGAUGCCAUGUCCAUCGUAUAUAAAGUAUGUCAGUGGUUCAUUCCAAUCGAAUUUGAAAUCUGCUGUUGAAAUUAAUCUGCACAAAUUCUUCAAGUCAACUUAAUGAAGUUGGUCAGGUUUAAAUUAUACACACAGUGGCUUUAAGUUUUAAUCUAUUUACAUUUACUGAACAGGUAUGAUAAUUAAAAUCCGAUUUGUGCAAUAUUUCCAUCUGUACAUUAACAAUAUAAGCAGAUAGUCUGUAGUGAAAUGCACAUGUAAGCAUACUAUUCUGAAUGGAGAUGCAGAGCAGUACAAGCUAAUAUGGUAAGCUGAGUUGUCAGUCUCUAAUUACAUAUGACGGCACAAGUGAGUUAAAUAGGUCCGUAGACAGAAUCCAAAUGUAUAAAGCAAACUGAGCUGCAUAUGUAUAUUCAUUUAAUGAAGCUGGUGUUGUCUGAUUUGAUGUUGGAGAAUACACUUAGAUCAAACACAAGAGAAAGAAAAUAAAGCCGAUUUUAUCAUGAACACUGACUCCAAAAAACUUGAUGACAAGUGCUAUCACAUAGCUCAGAUAUUAGG